Molecule: messenger RNA, 2070 nt
Organism: Nelumbo nucifera (sacred lotus)
Lineage: Eukaryota; Viridiplantae; Streptophyta; Magnoliopsida; Proteales; Nelumbonaceae
Product: SLH domain protein
Source: RefSeq, a predicted model, not a curated record
ACAUAUCUAAUAUUCUCUCUUUUGGAAAAAAAAGAAAGGGAAAUCUUAGCUAUACUAUACCUCUGCAACUCCGCUCAGAAAUUUACGUUCAAUGUCAAGGCACAACAUGAAACCCUAGCGUCUGCACCAUUUGAGUUUCCAGAGCAUAAAGGGACAUGGGUUUUUCUCUGUCUCCUUCAUCGCCCUUUCUCUCCAUCGACAAUCGCUCUGGCUUGCGCCGUUGCGAUCUGCCAAUCUUCGGCUAUUCGAAUCCAAUUGUAAAUUUUUACAUUUCGAGGCACCGGAGAGUAUGUUUGUCUGCAUCGGUUACGGAGAGAAGAAUGGAAGCUUCUUGGUUGACUCCAGAAGGAAAUGCUAGCGACGAUUAUGGUGGUUGGGCGGUUAUCGAAACGCAAGUCGAGAAGAAGAAAGGUUCUCCAACAUUUCUCUUGGCGAGCAUUGGGACUUCAAUUGCAAUCGCAUUAAUGGCAAUUGCGCACUUCUCACUUGCAAGAAAUGGUUUCAAGUUUAAGUUUGUCACAUUGCAAGAUCUACAAGGCAUAUUAAAGCCGUCCACUUCAGUAUCCGAUGCAAGUCCCGUGGUGUCGCAGGGAGAAACAGAACCUUCGUUUGAUGAAACAAGUGAAACCACUGCAUCAGUGUCUGUAGAAAAGCUGAAACGCAUUGUUAUUCCGGUUGCUGCGGAUUCUGUUCAACAGGAAGCUCUACUAGUUUUAAAGAAGUUGAAGAUAAUUGAAGGUGAUGUUAAGGGCAAUGAGUUGUGUACACGGAGGGAAUAUGCAAGAUGGCUAGUCAAAGCAAAUUCAGUGCUGGAAAGGAAUCUGAAGCAUCGAAUUAUUCCAUCAUUGUUACUUGCUGGUCCUCUGGUUGGUGCAUUUGAUGAUGUGAAUGACAAAGACCCAGAUUUUUGGUACAUUCAAGCCCUUGCGGAGGCUGGGAUAAUUCCAAGCAAGCUAUCAGGGAAGAAUAAUUUUUCUGGGCAGGAUGGUUUGAAAAGCCAAGGAAGCAAUGUUUUUCUUCCUCAGAGUUUCAUAACUCGUAUGGAUCUUAUAAACUGGAGAGCUCAAGUAGAAUACUCAUCUAUUGCAGAGCUAGAAGAAAAGAUGUCAAUGACACAAGUUGGUUUUAUGGAUUUGAGGGAGAUUGGUCCAGAAGCAUCACCAGAGUUUUAUAUGGACAUGCUGGCUAGUGAAAAGAGUAUACUGAGAAAAGUCUUUGGACAGACUAAGCGUCUUCAACCAAGCAAGCCUGCAACAAAAGCUCAGGCAGCAGUUGCACUUACGAGUGGCAGGAUGGAGGAAGCAAUUCGUAAUGAACUAUCAAGGCUAGAGACUGAAAGUUUAUCAAGGGAAGCUGAAACGGAAGAAAUCAAGUCCGAGUUGCUAGGUAGGGGAGAAAUACAAAAAUAUUGGGAGGGGAAAUUGAAUGAAGAAAAAGGUCGUGGUUUUGAGGUAGAGAGGGAUUUUCUUGCAGCAUCUCAUGAUCUUGAACAGGAAAAGAUUGUUCGAGAGAAGAGCCUUGCAGAGCAUCUGAAGGAGAAAACAGCUCUUGACUGUCAGACGCAGUUGCUUCUUGGUCUAAAGGAGGAAAUCAAUGAGAUGUCUGGGAGGCUUGCCUCUGAGAAGGCAAGUUUUAUGGUUGAGCAGCGGACUUUAGAGGAUAUGCGCAUUGAUUUACAGGCCAAGCAGGAAGCCAUGCUUGAUGCCAAGUCUGUACUGGAAGCUGAAAAAGAAGCUCUCCAAAUUCUUAGAUCAUGGAUCGAGGAUGAAGCGAGAAAGAACCGAGCACGGGCAAAUGUUCUUGCAGAGGUUGGAAGGAGGUGGAGAUGGGAUGAUAGAUCAUAAUUGUCCUAGCACCUACUUUCUUGAGAGUGAGGGUGUCCGAAAAUGUCUGAAUCAUGGUGGAAUGUCUUGUAAGGUCGUGGAAAAGGAGCAAUAUCUGAUUAGUGGGUUCCAUUAUUUUUUUCUCUUAUUUAAUAGUUCCAAUCAAUAAUGUAUCUUAUUUUCUUGGCAGCUGAAGUAGCUUAGCAAUUGAAUGCUUAAUGGUUAAUAGAAAAAAAAAAGUUGUCAA